Molecule: messenger RNA, 231 nt
Organism: Prorocentrum cordatum
Lineage: Eukaryota; Dinophyceae; Prorocentrales; Prorocentraceae
Source: the annotation of a GenBank genome assembly
GCUGGCAGCGAGAUUGAUUUCGCUUUCGUGAACCUCGACGCCUUCCACCUUUUCACCGAGGGGAUUUUCACGCGCCCGUCCGGCUCCCUCCCCGGGCCUGCUUCAGAGGCCCCUCCUGCGGUCCAUUGGGAAGGUCCUCAACGUGACGAGGCUGGCGAGCAGUCAUUCUCGGGCGAGAUCUUCAUGAGCGGAUCCUGCGGGCGCCGCGCCAUUGGAGUUGAGCAGGGCAGG